AUGAAAAUUUUCGUGAAGACGUUGACCGGCAAGACUAUCGUUCUCGACGUUAUGCCCUCCGACUCGAUCGACAACGUCAAGGCCAAGAUCCAGGACAAAGAGAGCAUCCCGCCCGACCAGCAGCGCCUCAUCUUCGCGGCCAAGCAGCUCGAGGACGGCCGCACCCUCAUCGACUACAACAUCCAAAACGAGUCGACGCUGCACCUCAUCCUCCGCCUCCGCGGCCAGGGCGACCUCCUUUCGAACCACGAGAGAGGAGAGACACGGGCAGUGGAAGGACCUGGCCACCACACCGAGUGA
Messenger RNA from Emiliania huxleyi CCMP1516, 300 nucleotides. RefSeq lists its product as hypothetical. The transcript is spliced from 3 exons. Gene Ontology annotation, biological process: modification-dependent protein catabolic process; protein ubiquitination. Gene Ontology annotation, cellular component: nucleus; cytoplasm. Lineage: Eukaryota; Haptophyta; Isochrysidales; Noelaerhabdaceae. The record is from RefSeq and is a predicted model, not a curated record. Gene Ontology annotation, molecular function: ubiquitin protein ligase binding; protein tag activity. Bases 1 to 300 code for a protein of 99 amino acids.